AUGGCUCAGUUUUUAUGGACUGUUUUCUACAUUGCCAUCGCGUUCUGGAUAUUGAGCAGGGUGAUAGCAUACAUAAUCCAAUGGCUGUUGAAACGAUACUUGGAUGUGACCCUGAGAUUCGGCAAGGUCGGCCUUCUCAGUUUUGGAAAAGUUCAGCUGAGCUUGCAGAGAAAUGUCUCUAUCCAUGUGGAGCUGGAAAAGAUUUGGCUGUCCAGUUCCUUUGUCAACCCAGAUGUCAGGAAGCCGGUGGUGAUAUGCAUACAGGACAUCCGCAUCCAGGUGGGUGUCAGCAAUCGUGGAGAGAUGCCAGCUAACUCCAGGAGAACAGUUCAGCAGAAGCAGUCCCUGGCACAACUCUUCAGCAAGGUGCUACUCGUUGGUUCUUACGGGGGAUUGCGGAUCCACAAUGUGACGGUGAUGUUACUGAAGACGAUCGUCCCAGACUGUCUGAUACAUUUUUCUAGUCCAGAGAUCUCAUUGGAUAUUAGUGCUGCCUACGACAGGUAUGAACUGUGUAUGAACGUAAGCAAUUUCAGCUGUAAGGCACUGCGCAGUUCUGAAGAAUCUGCAGGUCAACAAAACUGCCUAGCCGAGGUUUCUUUCACAUAUAAAAUGGAUGCUAAGGUGGACAAGAAGGAGCCGGUCAAGAUUGUGGCGUUGAAGACAGCUGUUGCUAAGCCACAGAUGAUGGUCACAGAAGGAUUUAUCCAAAGUCUACAAACCAUGAACAGACAAGGAAUGGGUCCUACAAACUCCCAGCCAGGUCCGGAAGAUCUUCAGCGACAGACAGAUGACCAGAUGGAGGCUCAGCCAGCAGCAGAUCAUCUACAGCCGCAGCCGUUAAGGCAGCACACAGAGAUGAGGGAGCCCACUGACGGUCAGGCAGAUUCUCUAGAGAGUGAGUCUCACUGGCCCAGUGAUGCCUUCCUGUCCAAACUACAGCUCCUAGAGAAGCUGCAAGAAGUCACCUGUGAUAUUUCAGACCUGGCCGUGACGAUCGUCAGGGAAACCAAGCAGAGGAGCUUGUCUGUGUCACUGAAGCUCUUUCACCUGGGCUUUCACAAUCAGUCCUACGGGCAGGCCAAGGACAUCAACUGCAGCUUUUACCUAGAAGAAUUCAACACAAAUUCCAUGCAGGCCAGGUUUGCUGGCUUGAAGAAGAUUGUCCUCAAAGGCCAGCUGUUGAGAGACUCCCUGGACACCUUCCUCAUGGUCAACUCUGGUUUCUUCCACUACCACCACGAGGAGGUGCAGUACUGGCUCUCGGUGUUCUCCAACAUAUUCCACCGGCCGCAGCCUCCGCCUCCACACACCGCGGCACCUCUCAGGUGGAGGAAGUCGGUUCCUAGCCCAGUCCUUCUCUCAUGGAUUGACGGUAAAAGUUUCUCAUCCGUGCUGGAAGUAGCUGACAUGUCAUCAACAGUUUCCUCUGCCGUCUGCAGUGGCUUGCAUGGCCAGCUGACACAUGCCAGGUUUAACGCCAGCCUCAAACCUGGUGGAGCAGUGAUGGAGAACCAUGACUGGUUCAACAACUACAACUUCUCCUGCGAGGUGGACAUCCAGAGUGUGUCCUGUUGUCUCAUGGACAGCCGGGUAGCCCUGGAUCAGAUGUCCGUAAAGAAUCACUACUGGGGUCAGGUGCUGUACCUGGGACUUCUCUUCCUGAAGGUGAAAAAGAUUAAUGCAGAGUUGAAAGUGGAAGGUAUGACAGACAACUUACAUCUGGAGUGGUCAACAGGGCUCUACAAUGCUCUUAGCCAACUCCUCGGGGCAUUCAGAAAAACCAGGCCCCUACUGCAGGGACCCCAGAACAGCUUGGCAGAGGACAGACGGCCUGAUCUUGAACAGACGAAUUCAAAGGCACCAGUCAAGAAGCCGUUGAUUCACUUCCUGAAGUUCGAUGUCUCCAGUAUUAAUCUGUUUGUCACAAAUGCCAUUGGAGUUUCUGUCAUGCUGCGGGUGGACACUGUGACCUUCCACAUGAGCCACACACAGUCGUCUCUCUCUGUGGAUGGCACCAAAGUGCAAUAUAUUGUUUGUGACAAGGAGUACCUGCCCUUGAGCCGCUCCAGUGAGAUCCACAAUCCUGUGGUGCAUGUUCAUCAGGUGAAAGUCAAAUCCAGUCCUUUACAACAGGAGUGUCGAGUUCACAUCCUGCAGCAUUUCAUCGUCCACUGGACCAUGGAAGUCCACAUGUGUCUGGUCGAAGGGUUGCAGGAUGCUGCGGCGCUGCACACCAAACUGGCUGGCUUGGAGAGUGAGCCAGUGACCCCAAACAUUCCAGUGACCCCAGCUCGCCCCCAGCAGCCGGUCGUGUCCAUCAACAUCCUGGUGCUUGCUGAUAUCAGCCUGGAGAUGAAGCUUUCACAGACUCACAGGGUUUCCCUGCACACACAGAAUCUGUUGCUGACUAUGACUUUGCCGGAUAUUCUCAUGGAGAUCAAGGAUCUAAGUAUCCGAUGUGACGGACACAACAUCUUCACCGUCGUGGGUCUGCAGGUAGAGACUUUGCCCACCUCCCACCUGAAGGCAGAACGGGAACGGGCCAAAAGCUUGCAGGAUGCCACCAACAGAGCCUGGGGUAUCUCCUGCCACAGUGUGGACAUUGUUUUCCCGUGCCAGUAUAACUUUGCUUCCUGUUAUGAAGAGCUGAUGAACGUGGUCAAAUGGGUGAAGCUCGUGCACAAGGUGAAGAAGAAACCAUUCACAGUGGACAGUCCGCUGCCUCCAGAUGUCACCAUUAGACUCCGGAUGUUUUCUGUGGAGAUGAGCGAUGACCCUUUUGAAGUCAAGAUGGGUCUCAACUAUGAGCUUCUCAAAGAUGAAGGCAAUGAAAGUAAGAAGAGGAGAGAAGUGAUGGAUGCCAAGUUGAUGGAGCUGCAGAAGAAGCAGUUUAUCCCAGUAAACAAGAGAGAAGAGCUGUAUGCCAGCCUAGACAAGAAGAGUGCCGAGAUCUACAUCCAGCGAUCCCAGCAGCUCUACAGAGCCACCCCAGUCAGAUCACAGCUAUGUACUUGGCUGAUGGAGGACCUCUACAUCACCGCCCUGGCUGACACGUCCUUCCAUGGCAAGGAGAAUGUUCUCAAGCAUAUGAAGGAGAUCGACAAGGAGAGUCCAUUCCCGAAGGAGCCGAUGGAGUUUGCCAGUCUGUGGUGCCGCUACAUCAGUGCAAGUAUCAAGUUGUGGUCUGUGUCUCUGAGGGACUUCCCUCAGCCUAUGGUGGAUGUGCAGAACAAGCAUGUCUGGGGUUUGCUGAUUGGAGCAGAGAGAGAAGGAACUCACAGAGCCAAGCGGACAUGCCAGGUGGAGCUAGACAAGCCGUGGGAAGCCAUGAGUGUUGAGAGAAAUCUGCCAGCGAUGAAGUUCUUUCAUGACUUCAGCUGUGACAUGACUUCCCUCACCCUGGCUUAUGGCGUCUGCUGGGAGCCGGCCGCAGCUCUCUUCAACCUCAACAUGGAUCUUAUCAGCCGACCCUCGGUUGACCCCAGCCGACCUUUACCCUUUUGGGAUAAGAUGCGUCUGCUUUUCCACGGGCGGUUCACCUGGUCCAUCAAUAAGAUGAGCUGGCUGUACCACGCCUCGUUUGACCCCUACAACAACACGGAGCUCAUGGACUGGACCUGGACACAUUUGAUCAUGGACUGGACCAACGGCCAGUUUGUCCUGCAGGGGGACCUGGACAUCUCUGUGAGGACAGCCUCCAAGUACAACGAGAGCAAGCUGCUUCAUCUGCCGAACCUCACCUUCAGGGUGGGGCUUGAGUGGCUGUGUCUGGGGGAUGCCAAUGACCAUCAUUCCAUUAUGCCAUGUGCUCCUGACAGAGUUCCUGACUUUUCUCUCCAGGAGCAUGAUUCUUUCCGAGCCUUCAGGUCACAAAACCUCAACCUGGAGCUGAGCUUGAAGACGAAACCUGUGACUGACAACCUGCAGGAUAUCCCAUCAUGCCCGGAGUUCUAUGCGAGCACGCUUCGCUUCCUGGAGAAGAUUCGGAACUGUAUGUUCAGUGUCACCAGACCAGUGCGUCGAGGCAAGUUGUUUUCUGUGACAACCCCACGCAAGUUACAGCUUACAAGACAUUACAAAAAAAUCAAGCUAUCAGUUGAUUUUCACAAGUUCUCCAUUUGUCACUGGAUGUCCAACGCCAAAGAGCAUGGUGCCGAACUGGUCUCUGAUUCCUUUGUGUUGCAG
Messenger RNA from Candidula unifasciata, 4188 nucleotides. NCBI's taxonomy places the organism in Eukaryota, Metazoa, Mollusca, Gastropoda, Stylommatophora, Geomitridae. The record is from the annotation of a GenBank genome assembly.